Colletotrichum phormii is the source of this 864-nucleotide messenger RNA. RefSeq lists its product as uncharacterized. The transcript has a single exon. NCBI's taxonomy places the organism in Eukaryota, Fungi, Ascomycota, Sordariomycetes, Glomerellales, Glomerellaceae. The coding region runs from base 294 to 782 and encodes 162 amino acids. The record is from RefSeq and is a predicted model, not a curated record.
CUUCCGCGGGAGCAAACAAUCCCGCUGACUGCAGCACGGUCAGCAUGGUCUCGCUUCGUCUUGCCUGCCUCCCCCGUUGGCCAAUCCUCUCAUCUUCGCUUGGACUUGUCUCGUUUCGUUCCGCCCAUGCCGACGAGGGCAAGAGAAGUAAAAAGUGAUAUAUCGUGCAGCAUCCCACGGCUGCAGCCCGCUCUCAUGCGAGCAGCCGACCACUCACAGACCCUCGGGACCAUUUUGCUUUUUGCCGUCAUAAAUUCUCUCCCUCGGGCAUCGACGCAUGCGAUCAAUCGGCAAUGUGCCAAUGCCACAAUUUCGGCCAGUUGACACGAGGCUCUGAAUCGGCUAGCGACAUGCUGGAGUGCUUACCGGAGCCCUUGAUUGGAGUCCACAUUGCUUUUCUGCAUAAGCAGAAUGGCGAUCUCUUCGGGAGGCAUGCAGGGAGGGGCAAGCCAUCGAGGCUGUGGGAGACACUUACGCACGCUAAGAAAAAGAUGGUGGUGUGUCUCCCAAGUUCCCGGUCAGGCGGGGGUGCCUUUUUUGCCUUUUUCCUUUCCAACACCCUCAACAGCAGCACCAGCUGUAUAGACGAGGUUAGCCCUACCAACAGCCCUCCAGAGUCCAAAGUGUGUUGUGCGUUGGAUGUGACGACGAAGAAGAAAACACUUUGCCCUUGGCAUGUUGGCUGGAGAGGGAUUGGCCCGCGCGGGGAGAUGCAAGACAACCCUGUCUCGGUGUGGUCGAGCUGGCUGACCGCUCCCCCUUUGGUCCGAUCGUUUGGUUGAGUCUCUUGUACCGGGAAGAAGUCGUUCCGUAUAUAUGUCCAAAGGCCUGCUGACGAGCGAGCGGCCUAAGUUCACUCUUUUC